AUGAAGGGAACCAAAUGCUCAAUGCAGACAACACGUUCUCGACAGCAAUCAUUUCAUCACGCUGGUGUCGUGAUGUAUUUUAUUUGUGCGCAAUUGAUGAUAUCCAUUGAUUCAGCAGCUCUUGUGGACGCUGCGGCCGUCGGAGUGGCCAUCGAAGACAAAGUGACGCUACCGUCAAGAAACGAAGCGACAAACCCGUUAAAAGAACCGACGCCCAGCACGCUGCAGGGGGCAUUCUUAAGCGGCAACCUGACAGACGUCACCAACGGUAGCACCAGCACCCCGCCGGCCGAGGUGUCCAUCACGUCCACGACCGCGGCUGCGGCCGCCGAAACGGUUUGGAACGUGCAGACGGCUGCAGUGGCCACCCUACCAGCCGAUGGACGCAACGUGUCGGCAAUGGCCACCAAAUUGGAGCCGGUCACCACUAACAGACCGCUGGAAUCGUGGACGGACGUCGUUCACACAAGCACCGAACAACCGUCGUCGUCUCAGUCGUUGUUGCAGUCGUCUUUUUCGUCUGUGGUUGACUCGGCCACUCAAGAAGUGAUCCGCGGAGGCGAUUACGGUCAUGACCUGAACAACAAGAAUCUUGUGGCCAACAUGCUGAAAAGCUGGUUUAACCACAAAGAUGACCCUGCCACGCCCGGUGCGGCCAGCAACAAAGGAUAUUAUACAAUGGCGACCAAAUAUGUGAUCAAGAACGGUGGUAAAGAAAAAGAAAGUGGGCCAACGGGCAACGGCAUUGAAGAAGAUGGGCCCGGUGCUGUCCCGGCACCGUCAUCCAAAGCGGUUACGGUGGCCGUCGUGGCAGGCAACAAGAGCUUGUUCGAGCGAUGGGACGAGGCGAGUGAGGAACAGGAACGCGUGCUGGAGGACGCUAUGCGUUCCGAAGGACCUACGGGUGAUGGUGAAGGCGGAGGCAAUGGCGGUGGCUCAUCGUCGUCAGUGUUGGCCGCCGAUCAGAACACUCCCAGCCGGUGGUUCGUGUUACUGUUGUCCGGUAACUCGACCGUGGCGCAGAUGCGGCGCACUGAUUUCGCAAAGUACCUCAAGCUAAACCUUGCGGCCAGGCUGUCGCUGGAAUACGACGAGGUCAAGAUCAACCGCGUGUUGGUCGUCCCUCCUCGUCUCAUGGUCAACGUCAGCGUGGUCCCCGUCUCUGAACGGACCUCGUCGGUCGCUGCUGCGGCCGCUGUCGCCGCUGCUGCGUCAUCUUCGUUUUCGUCCUGGUCGCCAUCGGCCUCUGACAAGACGUCAGCGGCUAUCUCCGAUCGGGUGGUCGAGGAUGACGACCCUCUGCACAAUCUGGUCGAAACCAAUGCCACACUCAUGGAACUGUCCGGAGAAGAAUAUCGGGUUAGUAGAAUAGUUGUACACAACUCUAAUUAUACUAGUUAUUUUGGUGAAACAUUUUAA
This is a messenger RNA of Macrosiphum euphorbiae (potato aphid), 1419 nucleotides long. The record is from the annotation of a GenBank genome assembly. NCBI's taxonomy places the organism in Eukaryota, Metazoa, Arthropoda, Insecta, Hemiptera, Aphididae.